Molecule: messenger RNA, 3215 nt
Organism: Gymnogyps californianus (California condor)
Lineage: Eukaryota; Metazoa; Chordata; Aves; Accipitriformes; Cathartidae
Product: glucagon receptor-like
Exons: 13
Coding region: 64-1365 (433 amino acids)
Biological process (GO): cell surface receptor signaling pathway; adenylate cyclase-modulating G protein-coupled receptor signaling pathway
Cellular component (GO): plasma membrane
Molecular function (GO): peptide hormone binding; glucagon receptor activity
Source: RefSeq, a predicted model, not a curated record
CCAGCUCAGCCCAAGACGCACCCCGGCGCUGGGAGCACUGGCCGCGGGCUGGCAGGGGCAGCCAUGAGGGAUGUGCUUGGGUGUGGGUACCGGCGGAGCCUCGUCCAUCUUGCCUGGAUGUGCCUGUUCUCCUCCGUGCCGAACGGCGGGGCCAAGGUGCUGGAGAAGACCUUCGAGGAGUGGAUGCGGUACCGUGACGAGUGCUUGAGGAGGAUGGCGAGCGAGCCCUACCCGGCAGGGCUCUUCUGCAACCGGACAUUCGACAUGUAUGCCUGCUGGCCCGAUGGGAGCCCCGGCACCGCCGUCAACGUCUCCUGCCCCUUCUACUUACCCUGGUUUGAGAAAGUGAAACACGGGCUGGUGAGCCGCAGGUGUGGCACCGACGGGCAGUGGGUGACGGUGAACGGCAGCCAGCCCUGGCGGGACUACUCGCAGUGCGAGGAGGAGAUGGAGUCCACCGAGGAGGAGGAGGGUGCCCGCCGGCUGAUGGUGAGCUUCAAGGUGCUCUACACCGUGGGGUACUCGCUGUCGCUCCUGACCCUCGUCUCUGCCCUGCUCGUCCUCACCGUCUUCAGGAAGCUCCGCUGCACCAGAAAUUACAUCCACGCCAACCUCUUUGCCUCCUUCGGGCUGCGGGCGACCUCGGUGAUGGUGAAGGACGCGCUGCUGGAGAAGCGCUGGGGCAUGGAGGUGGUGCAGGUGGCCGACUGGGAGGCUCUGCUGAGCCACGAGGCGGCGCUGGGCUGCCGGGCGGCGCAGGUGCUGAUGCAGUACUGCAUCCUGGCCAACCACUACUGGUUCCUGGUGGAAGCCGUCUACCUCUACAAGCUGCUGAUCGGGGCCGUCUUCUCCGAGAAGAAUUACUACAGGCUCUACCUCUACCUGGGCUGGGGGACCCCCGUGGUGUUCGUGGUGCCCUGGAUGGCCGCCAAGUACCUGAAGGAGAACGCAGAGUGCUGGGCGCUGAAUGAGAACAUGGCUUACUGGUGGAUCAUCCGCAUCCCCAUCCUGCUUGCCUCCCUGAUCAACCUGCUGAUCUUCAUGCGGAUCCUCAAGGUCAUCCUGGCCAAGCUCCGUGCUAACCAGAAGGGCUACGCGGAUUACAAGCUGCGGCUGGCCAAAGCCACGCUCACCCUCAUCCCCCUCUUCGGGAUCCACGAGGUUGUCUUCAUCUUCGCCACCGACGAGCAAACGACGGGCAUCCUGCGCUACGUCAAGGUGUUCUUCACCCUCUUCCUCAACUCCUUCCAGGGCUUCCUGGUGGCCGUGCUGUACUGCUUCGCCAAUAAGGAGGUGAAGUCAGAGAUGAAGAAGAAGUGGCAGCUCUGGAAGCUUGACCACCCGGCGCUCUGCUGCGCCCAGUGAUGCGGCAACCGGCGCCGCAGAGCCGGAGAGUGGCUGCUGGCCGCAACGGGUACCGGGGCCCGGCUGGAGGACAGGACACCAUGGGGAAGCCGUGCAGCGGCAGCACCCACCUGGGAUGGCCAGGCUGGGACCAGUGUCUCAGCUGUGCCGCACCUGAGAGCACUGGAGCUGCUGGAGGGCAUGUCCCCCCCGCUGCGGUCCGAGGGGGAGGCAAGCAUCCUUGGCUCUUACCAGACAUCGCUGCCCCCUCAGAAGAGCCUCACCUCACUUGGGCUUGGUGAGCUGCACGGGGAGAUACGCCUGCUGCUUUCUACCACUGCCUGAACACCAUCAGCUACCUCUGUUGGCAUCCACCAGACGUGCUCAUGGAAAACCCCCUUCCCAUCCGCAUCAACCUGGGCACCUGCAGAAGGGGGUGAUGGCAGCUGGAGAGGGAGCCUGGCCAUCAGCAGAGGGCAAGCAGCGGGGAAUGGGAGACGCUGCUCAGCCCGGCACUGCCGCCCAGACCUGCUGCCCCAGCGCCCGGAUGAACGAACACCUCCUGCUGCACCCUGGGCCAUGCCAGCGCUGCUCCAAUCCAGGGCACAACCUUCCUACUCUCCUUGCCCUAAGCAAGGGCCAUCUCACCAAGACCCUGAGAGCUCCCAGACAUCCAUCCCAGAGUCAUCCUGCAAAGCUCUUCAUAGCGAGCUGCUGCCUCUGCACCUUCUCACCACCCUCAUCGCUGAUGCAGAACACGGCAUCGGCACCUGCCUCCCUUCUCGCUGCUCUCCAGCUGCACAAAACACCAGGUUUCCUCCUCUCCGAGCUCCUCCUGCAGCAGAUCCCCCCAUAGCCCCCCAUCGCAGCGAGCAGAGCCAAGGCAGCAGGCACGCAUGUAGUUUCCCGCAGCGCUUGAGCACUUUGACUGUUGUAUUCACCCUAUGUGUUAAGGGCAGCACUGCUUCUCCUUUGGUGGCAGGGGAAAAAUCAUAAGGGAGAGUGAAGGACUUGAGAGCAUCAGCUUGCUGGGAGCUGAGCCCGACCUCCCGUGCGUCCCUGGCCCAGCGUCCAGCCCAGCCACCUCCCCCUUUGCAGCAGGGAGAGCUGUGAAGUCCCGGGCAGGAACCACGCUCAGCUCAGGAACAGUUUUGCUGGCAAAAGGCUGGACCUUUCUGGGCCCAAGAUGGGUUCAAGAUGGUUGCUUUCCGGUAGGGUGCCAAAGCACCAGCUGCCUACCCUUGCGAAGCAGCUCGGUGAGCCUUAGGAAGCCCAGGAGCAUCUACGCCUCUGCAAGCGAAGCAUCCGAGGCUAUGCGGUUUGAGCAGUGCUGUUCACACAUGGCUGCAUGCAUCUGGCUUACGGCUCCUUCCCUGGGGCUGGCCCUGGUGCUCUCCAGUAAGAGCCGAGAGCAGCAGCAGAUGCCACCACCCCCCCGGCCCCCUUGCUCUUACCUUCAGUAGCAGGACAGACGUGCUGCCGAGUCUGUCGUUCCUACUGCGCAAUGCUUUACCUUGCAAAAAAAGGCCACUCCAGCCGGAGGGAGAAAGCAGCUCUUACUCUCCACUACAUGCAAGCGGACACGGGUGGUUCUCCAUCUCCAGCCCCCUUCGCGUACAGGCUGGGGGAGAGCCUCUUGCAGAUGCAGCGUCUCAAGGAGGGUUGCCUUGAGCGCAGAAAGGAAAGAGGCUGCGCCAGGCUCAGCUGCAGCUGGGUUCAAGGCUGGAGAGUCAUGCAGGAGUUUUCUGGGAUCAGUGUAACCCCUGUGAGACCAUUUUGCACAUUAACUCUCUUUUCAGAUGUAAAUAAACGUUUAUUUUUCAGCAAGCAGAGCAUGCUGCUUCUGUCUGCUGUGAGGGAGGGAGACAGCU